AUGGAGGCACCGAACGGCAAGCUCCAGAGAGCAGCUUGGCUCCUGCUGCUGCUGCUGCUCUGCUCCCUGGCCGCUGCCCGGCAGAACGUGCCCGAGUGCUGCCGGCAGAAGACCUGCUCCUGCCGCGUCUACGACCUCCUGCACGGCAUGGGCAACCACGCCGCCGGCAUCCUCACGCUGGGCAAGAGGAAGAGCGUCCCGCCGGCCUUCCAGAGCCGGCUCUACCGCCUGCUGCACGGCGCCGGCAACCACGCCGCCGGCAUCCUCACCAUGGGCAAGCGCGGGGAGGGCCCCGGCGCCUGCCACGACGCCUCGGGCUGCCCCUCGGGCACGGACGUCCCGCCGACGCCGGCCCUGAGCCACUCCGACGCCAGCCCUGCCGGCCCCGGCGAGUGCCAGGGACAGUGGGGGAAGGACCUGACCAGCAGCCAGGCCCAGGGGGCUGCAAAGGGCUUUUACUGA
This is a messenger RNA of Dromaius novaehollandiae (emu), 462 nucleotides long. It is a transcript of the gene HCRT, whose product is annotated as hypocretin neuropeptide precursor. Gene Ontology annotation, molecular function: type 1 orexin receptor binding; type 2 orexin receptor binding; neuropeptide hormone activity. NCBI's taxonomy places the organism in Eukaryota, Metazoa, Chordata, Aves, Casuariiformes, Dromaiidae. Gene Ontology annotation, cellular component: perinuclear region of cytoplasm. Bases 1 to 462 code for a protein of 153 amino acids. The record is from RefSeq and is a predicted model, not a curated record. The transcript has 2 exons. Gene Ontology annotation, biological process: positive regulation of transmission of nerve impulse; sleep; temperature homeostasis.